AUGAGCGCUACCAAUCUCCCGUUCUUGCGGUUUCAACAGGAGACUACAUACAAUUUCCGAAUUUUCCGGGAGGAAGGGCGUUUUCCCCACCCUACCACCGCACAGGCGCGUCGGGGAACUGUGAGAUUCCCCAAGCGAGGCCAGUUCCCGGGCCUGAGGGCGAGAUGGCGCAGACGGCGUCAUCGCCUCGACAAAUACCUCCCCCACCCUAACGAACCCAGCAUUGGAUGCGACGAGAACAGGGACGAAGCGAAGCGGGCGCGUAAGCGUCUGCAGCGGUUGCUUAGGCCUCACCACCUCCGCUUGCGGGAAACGCUUGGCUGGGGCGGCAACGGCAUUGCCGGUCUGUACUACCAUACCCGGCAGGACCGCACGCGCGAAUAUUUCGUCGCCAAGUACAGCAUCAGACCCGACCCCUCUUAUACCGAGGCAUUGAUGCAGGAGAAGGACCAACUAGAGAUUUAUCAAGGCGCUCUUCACAUCGUUCAGCUUAAGGAGCCCUCGUUCCCCCUAAGCCCACCGCCGUGUCCGGACACGGAUGUUUCGGAUGGUGACGAGGAGGAGUCAGACAGCGAUAAAAAGUCCGCCAGCCGGGAGAAAUCUGAUAGCCAAAAGAACCCCGAGAAAAAGGGACCGCCGCCCGCCGCCCCGGGUGCUCCCGCCCAGCCACCACCUCCAAAUGACGUCUUGUUCCUCGAAUAUCUCGGCCGCGGCAACCUCCACAAGCUCAUCCUGGCGGUGAAUCGUAACCAAAGCUCCUUCCCAAACCGAGUGCUGUGGCUGAUCUUUCAAUGUCCGUGGAUCUCUGCUCACAACCCGGCGGCUGGAGUGAUCCAAAUGUGCAUUGCCCUCGAGUACCCGCCUGGCUUAGACAUGGGUCUCGACCCACCCAUGGAUAUCGAUGGGACGGUGAACGGAGAAUAUGUCAGCGAACGCAUCUUCGACAACGUAGUACCGGAAGCCGACAACGAGGCAGGAGGAUCAGAGGGCCAUGACGCAGAUGAUAGUGCAGACGACGACUCGGAGGCCGACAACGAGGCAGAAGCAUUAGAGGAUCAUGGCGCAGAUAAUAGUGCAGGCGGCGGCUCGGGUGCCGGGAGCCAGCCCGAGCCAUUCCCUGGCAUGGGCAUGGUCCAUUUCGACAUUGACCCACUGAACAUCUUUGUGGGUAACCUGAACACCGGCCCGGCUCACGACCGCCACGCUCUGGUGCCCGUCUUGAAGCUGGGCGACUUUGGGAGUGCUCAUGAAAUCGAUGACCAAGUUCUCAGUGAUGAGGAGAAAAUAUGGAAGUUACGACGAGCCGGAAAAGUCCAGUACAAAACGCCGGAGCAAUUCACUGAAGAAUGGGAUUGGAUGAUUGGUCGUUUUGAUGAAGCGUCACUGGUCCGGAAAACAGCGGGCAAGUAUGGCUGGCACACCAACCUGUACCAGCUCGCCUUGGUAAUGGCAUGCCUGAUAACACUGCGCUACCCGCUAAACCCGCCGCGGGCGGACCCGAUCACGAUCCGGGACCCGGCCGACCCGAGGCGCGAGAUCGAGGUGAUGUCGUACGGCGCGUACCUGCUGGGGCGGCGGUUCGCGCACGUGGACGCGAAGCUGCGCCGGCUGGUGGCGCAGUGCCUGUGCGACGAGCCGGCGCACCGCCCGCGCCUGGCCACGCUGCAGGCCGCCGUCGCGCGCGAGCUGCAUCCCUCCCGCGUGUGGGAAGGCAGGGACGCCGACGCCGAGGUCGACCAGUGGGUGCGGGGUAAUAUUGCGGCGCCGGCGGCGGGGCCGCCGCAGCCGAGGCAUUGGGUUGAUCGGAAUUGA
Thermothielavioides terrestris NRRL 8126 is the source of this 1812-nucleotide messenger RNA. RefSeq lists its product as uncharacterized. The transcript is spliced from 7 exons. NCBI's taxonomy places the organism in Eukaryota, Fungi, Ascomycota, Sordariomycetes, Sordariales, Chaetomiaceae. Bases 1 to 1812 code for a protein of 603 amino acids. The record is from RefSeq and is a predicted model, not a curated record. Gene Ontology annotation, biological process: protein phosphorylation. Gene Ontology annotation, molecular function: ATP binding; protein kinase activity.